AUGAACAUAGCAGUCCUCACUGAAACUAUAAAAAAGUCCCAGACAGCCAGCCAGACUACAUAUGGAAAUGUACAUCAUUACGGAAAAGCUACAGCCAAUCUGGCACCAGUCUUGGAAAUCCUGCCAGAAAAAUGUCUGAAGAUUAUCUGCGUAAACGGAUUGCGACACCACGACUCUACCACGGAGGGGAAAACGUGCGGAUGUUGUGAGUUCCGGGGGGCGCUCUACCCCCCAGGUAAAGUCUUCCUGGCUGGCUGCGUUAAGAUGGCCUGUGAAGACGGAAGGUGGAAACCAUCUGGAGAGAUAGAGAAGAGAUGUAAGCAGUGUGAAGUAUUCAACGAUCCUCACUUCUUCAGCUACGACCGCCACAGGUUUGACUACCACGGAGACUGCAAGUACGCUCUUACCCAGAAGGGUACCAGCGUGACUCCUGACUACGGAGUCUUCGCCCAGUUCCAACGUUGUUACGGCUUGCCUUCCUGCAUACACACCACCACCUUCAAGGACAAUCCGAAGCUUGUGAUCGAGCUAGCACAGUCAGGACUUGCUCCUCCUAACAUUUUUAAGAUUCUGGUAAACGGUCAAGAUUAUGUCGUACCAGAGGGCUCCUACGCCUACAGAAUCACUGACGGAGGAAAGCCUCAGGAUGUUCUCGCCUGGCGCCAAGGAGACUGUCUUCGAAUGCUAGGCUCUCAAGGACUAUUUAUUCAAGUGUGCAAACAUCGCAUUGACCUGUGGUCUCACCCUUACCUGGGCACCAACCUGUGUGGCUUGUGUGGUAGUCCUGAUAACCUCGCUUCUAACGACUUCACUGCAAGGAACAACCAAGAAUACACAUUGCAGUUCAUGGCACCAGAGGACUUCGCAAGCUCAUGGAAGACUGUUGACCAAGCCAGCCCCGCCUGCACGGGUGGAGGCAGACCCGGCACAGGUGGAGGCAGACCCGGCACCUCCUCCACCACGGAGGCAGAGAAGAGACUGCGCACCUGUCAGAAAGAUCGACGUUCCUGGAGGAAUUUAUCGAUGCAGUGCGAUGAGGCGGUGAACAGCAUCGAGGUCAAUGGCCAGAAAGCUGGCAAGGAACUUAAUGGUUCUCUCGUAGAAGCUUGUGCGUUUGACUUGUGCAUGAUCACCAAAGGUUCACAGAACCCAAAGGAAGAGAUUAAAACCUGGCUUGGUGAGGUGCAGAAGAUGACCAAGGAGCGUGUGUUCAUACAGACUAUGGUUGCAGUGUGUGAUCCUGAGGCAGGUGAAUGUGUUGACCUUCCUCCCUCAACCACUGAGCCACCAACAUCCACUACAGCUUGUGCAUCAUUUGAUUGCGAGAUCGACAUUAUCUUCAAUCCUUUUACGUAAUGCUUUAAGCAAGGAUUCCAGUGCCUGGGACAGCGACUCUGAGGACUUCACUGACGGUAUCCUACACUAAGGGUGUGCAGCUCUUCCUACAGUUCAAGAAUGUUAUAACUUUGUACUUUAAGACUACAACAAAAGGCUUCAGAUCUAUAUAAAAAUCUUAGAGGCUAAAGACAUGCACUACAGUAGAUUCAAAUUCCACUGCAUCAUAUUGUUUUUAAUUGGCUGUUCUGUUGUAUUGCAUCUUCAUUUGUGCUGAACUAUUUUUUUCAAUAAAUUAAUUUGAUCUGA
This is a messenger RNA of Cherax quadricarinatus, 1644 nucleotides long. NCBI's taxonomy places the organism in Eukaryota, Metazoa, Arthropoda, Malacostraca, Decapoda, Parastacidae. The record is from RefSeq and is a predicted model, not a curated record.